Selaginella moellendorffii is the source of this 727-nucleotide messenger RNA. RefSeq names its product cysteine proteinase inhibitor 12. Gene Ontology annotation, molecular function: cysteine-type endopeptidase inhibitor activity. The record is from RefSeq and is a predicted model, not a curated record. NCBI's taxonomy places the organism in Eukaryota, Viridiplantae, Streptophyta, Lycopodiopsida, Selaginellales, Selaginellaceae. The transcript is spliced from 4 exons. The coding region runs from base 99 to 650 and encodes 183 amino acids.
AUAAAAAGGCCACGUGGCAGCUGCAAAUAGAGCAAGGGUUUUGUUGUUUCUCGUGUCUUGCCACAAGCAACGCAGCGCGUCUAAGCUAGAUCGACUCCAUGACGACACUGGUUGGAGCUCCCAAGCCGCUCAAGGAGGCAAACAGCUUGGAGGCUGAAGAGCACGCCAAGUUUGCUGUGGAGGAGCACAAUCGCCAGAACCCAGAGGCGAAUCUGUGCUUCAAGAGGGUGGUGUCUGCUCAGACACAAGUGGUGUCUGGAACCAUGUUCCACUUGAGCAUCGAAGCUCACUCUGAGCAGCAUGGUACCGGCGUCUACGACGCCAAGGUGUGGACAAAACCAUGGGAGAGCUUCAAGAAGCUCGAGGAUUUCAAGCCUUCCAAACAAGAGGCUGCCGGUGCUGCCAUUGCGCUCGAUGAUCCCGUGGUGAUCAACGAGGCAGCCGAGCAUGCUUUGAAGGGUCUUCAGCAGAGAUCCAACUCUCUCAUCCCCUACGAGCUUGACCAUGUCGUCAAAGCUCAGGCGGAGGAGGGAACGAAUGCUCUGGAUCUCGUGCUUAAGGUGAAGCGGGGUUCUCGGGAGGAGCACGUCAACGCUAAACUCCACCGUGGCGACACCGGUUGGACCCUUACAAGCGCUCAUGUUUUAUAAUUACCUUAUACCCACCACUACCACCACCCUCUCUACACUAUAGAAUUUACGAAUAAAGACGUGUGCUUCCUCUUUUC